Messenger RNA from Cynara cardunculus var. scolymus (artichoke), 2632 nucleotides. RefSeq names its product transcription factor GTE7-like. Bases 310 to 2109 code for a protein of 599 amino acids. NCBI's taxonomy places the organism in Eukaryota, Viridiplantae, Streptophyta, Magnoliopsida, Asterales, Asteraceae. The transcript has 3 exons. The record is from RefSeq and is a predicted model, not a curated record. Gene Ontology annotation, molecular function: protein binding.
UGCCCGUCGUUACGACGGUCAGAUCUUAUCGCCUUUAAGAACCAACCCCAACCCCUUCAAUCUUCGCUCAGUCUCAAACCCUAGAAGGCCAUCACCUCCAUAUAUAUAUAUGCAAAUUUUAUAUUCCUUUCGUCUUUUUUCCGGUGACAAUUAAUAGAUCGCCGGCCGCCGGUGUUGUAUUGUCUUCGUCGACGCCGUAUUGGUUGCUGUGUUGGAUUGCUACAUGUUUUCGUUUACGCCUGUGUGGCUUUCGUUUCGAGAUAGAUCCGGAUCUCGACGGGGCAAAUUCGCUGCCAUCGUUGUUGGUUCAUGGCGUCGACGGUGUUAGCGAGUAGGAAUCAAACAAGCUGUGGCCAUCAAUCAUUCAUGGGGGAAAUCCCUAAUUAUUCCAAUAAUAAUCCUCGUCAUCUGAACCCUAACCUUAACCCUAACCCUAACCAAAAACCCAAAUCAAACAAGAAGAAGCAUUUUCCCAACGCAGCUGUUAACGGCAGGCCUCAUAACCACAAUUCUCACCCUGUUGAUUCUUGCGGGGUGGUUGUGAGUCAGGCCGCAUCAGAUGACGCUUAUUCGUUCAACCAAAGACCGAUUGAGACCAGCGGAGGAGGCGGUUAUGGAAAUAGUUUCAACCACGGCGGAUAUGUGAGCUACAACGUUGCUGCGUGUUCUAGAAGCGAGAUAAAUGAGCUCCGGAAGAAAUUGGUUUUGGAUCUCGAAAGAAUUCGGAGCCUAAAUGAACGGAUUCAUGCUGGCGAAUUAAACCCUAGAUCAUCCAACGGAAAAUUCAAGAAACUGUCUGGUAAUAAACGGCAGCCAUCUUCGAUGCCGUUUGGAUCUAGCAACAAAGAGCCGAAACAUUUCCGACAGGGUUUGGUAAACGGCAGUGGAGGUGGUGAAGCGGACGAGAAUUUGUUGAAGAUGUGCAGGCAGGUGUUGACGAAAUUGAUGAAGCACAAGCUCAGCUGGGUCUUUAACAAACCCGUAGACGCCGUUGCUUUAGGGCUUCACGAUUAUCAUCAGAUUAUCAAGCGGCCAAUGGAUUUGGGGACGGUUAAAUCGAAUUUGUCAAAGAACAUGUACGCAAGUCCCUCAGAUUUUGCCUCGGAUGUGAGGUUGGUGUUUGAGAACGCGAUGCUUUAUAACCCUAGGACCGAUGAGGUUCAUGGAAUGGCUGAUCAGCUUCUUACGCAUUUUGAGGAGUUAUUUAGACCAAUCCAGGCGAAAUUGGCAACCCAUCACCACGUGAAUGAGUUCUCUGCUAUUGACGAGUUAGAUGGUAGUUCUUGGGACGAUGUUCAAACCCCCGAGAGAUCAAAGAAGAUGAAAAGUAGUGGCCCUGUUGUUCCGUCUAUCUCAAACAAACAAAAUCACUCUACUGCAUCCAACCCAGUAAUCCCCCCUGUUGUUCAGUCGCCUGUGCGGACUCCAUCGCCAAUGCAGGCUGUGGAACCAAUUAAGCCAUCUUCUGCGACAACAACUACCACACGGGGUGCUGUUGGAAAACAACCGAAGCCCAGGGCUAAGGAUCCCAACAAGAGGGAAAUGAACAUGGAAGAGAAGCAAAAAUUGGGGUUGGGUUUGCAAAGUUUGCCUCCAGAAAAGAUGCCGCAGUUGGUGCAAAUCAUUCGCAAGAGAAAUGAUCAUUUGGCGCAAGAGGGUGAUGAAAUUGAGCUUGAUAUUGAAGCUUUGGACACAGAAACGCUUUGGGAGCUUGAUCGGUUUGUGACAAACUGGAAGAAACUUGUGAGCAAGACAAAGAGACAGGCGCUAUUGGUAAACAGUGCCUCAGCUGCUGCUGCUAGUGUCUCACCUGACCAUGAUGAUGUCCCUGUAAGUGAGAAAGCGGAUGGGAUGAAGAAGAACAAGAAAGAAGCAGGGGAGGAGGAUGUUGAUAUUGGGGAUGAGAUGCCAGAAAGCAGCUUCCCUCAUGUGGAGAUUGAGAAAGAUGAUGGUGGUGGGCAGGGUCAAGGUACAGGUCAUGGGAAUGAGAAUGGCAGUAGCAGCUCAAGCAGUUCGAGCAGCUCAAGUAGUGAUUCAUCUUCCUCGAGCGAUUCAGACUCUGGGAGUUCUUCUGGGAGUGAUUCAGAUGCAGAUGAUGCACAGUCGUGACAUGAACAGAUGGGAAAUGAAUCAGAGAAACCCAAAAUACAAACGCCAAUGCAGGAUCAGGAUUUGAAAUGGAUGGGUGUGUUGAAAAGAAAGAGGAAAGAUGAUUGCUUGGCAAAAGCAAAGAAUAUGAAAGUGUGAUAUGAUGGUGAAACUCCCAUGAGGUAUAAUUGCACAGAUGUAGGAGAUAGCCCCAAGCCCAACCCAACCCAACUCAACCCCUGGUGGUAAUUGGGUUUGAUUUAGGUUCGUUUAGAUUGGGUUUUUUUUUUUUUAAUUUUUUGGUAAAAUGGUUUUUGGGGGUGUUCCUGACUUUAUAUAGUAGGGAGUUAGCAAGCAAGCAAGCAAGCAGAAGAAGAAAGAUAGUUGAGAUGAGGGAAUGCUCUUGUGUGUACAUAUGACCAACAAGACAAAAAGCUUAGUGUAGUAGUAAUCCAUGAUUUUCUUGGCAAUUCUAAUUCCAUUGAUGUUAUUGUAUGUUUUCUUUGAUUAUUAUUACUAUCAAAUUGUUAAUUGAACACCAAAA